Molecule: messenger RNA, 1296 nt
Organism: Cicer arietinum (chickpea)
Lineage: Eukaryota; Viridiplantae; Streptophyta; Magnoliopsida; Fabales; Fabaceae
Source: RefSeq, a predicted model, not a curated record
AUGGCUCGAAUCAAGAUGACUGUAAAACGUAAAAAAUCCUGCCAAGAACCUGAGAAAAACCAAGAUGUCUACUCAAGCACUGAGUCAGACUAUAAUGAAGAAAACCAAUCUGAAGAAACUUCCAUGAACACCAUUUCUUCAUCUCAACCAUCCAAAAGCUCCACUCCUCCAAAAAUCGUCAAAAAAUCCUCCUCCUCCACUCCUUCCAGGCGCUCCUCCAGAAUCAUGUCUGGAGCCGUUUCGACCAAAAAGGCAACCCCUCAGGACAACACGAUUCAUGUCAUCAAAUCUGAUGAUUCAGAGACCACUCCUCCUGUUGAACCAACACAACAACCUCCUCCUGCAAAAUCAAUUUCCAAAACUCCAACUCCCAAAAAGACCAAACCACCUUCAUCAAAACCCCCUUCAUUAUCCACAAAAAUUUCUGCCAACACUUCAUUGUUUGAUUCGGACGAAGUAGAAUCGGUCUACACUUCAAAAUGGCAAAACAAGUCAGUGAUAAAUGGAAAAAUUAUUGACCUUGUUGAUAUUAAACAAGGAGGGUUCAACAUUGAAGAAAUGUUUGAACAACUUGGCUGGAUCUCAUUUUUCAAAAUCAAUGAACCACAGUACCCACGUCUAGUAAGGGCCUUCUAUGCAGCUUCAAAAGGAUCUAAAGGCAUGACAAAUUUCAGUAUGGUACUGAAAAGGGUUCAUAUGGAAAUCAAUCCCACCACUUUAUGUCAAAUACUUGAUAUACGUGAUGAAGGAGCCCAUUGCCUUUCUGAGACAUGGUAUUCACAGUGUGUCAUCACUAGGACCUAUGUGCUCCAAAACACCCUCAUCAAACCUUCUAAACCAUUGGUGGCCUUCAACCUCGUCCCCUUGUGUCGCAUCCUUCACAACAUCUGUGUCCACUUCAUAACUCCCCGAGAUGGCAGUUUUGAGAAAGUCACAGAAAUGGAUCUGAUGAUUAUUCAUCAUGUGAUUACUGGUACUCCUCUUCAUUUGGGUCAUGUCAUUUUCACCUUCAUGCUGAAUGCUGUUGUUUUGGGACGAUCUGCUCCCUAUGGGAUGAUUUUAACAAAAAUAUUCAAAUUUUUCAAAAUCCCACAUGAGGAUGAACAUUCCAUCUACUUCAACAACACUUUUUCUAUGAAGAACAUUAAACAGAUGAAGAUUCAAAAUGAUGACCGUCCUGCCUCAAAGAAAAGAAAAACUCGUCCUUCCUCUUAUUACUGUGUUGCUUAUGAACCCAUGUUUUCUGAUCAUGUUCAUGCUGUUAAAACUGUUGUAGUAUUACUGUGUUGCUUAUGA